Molecule: messenger RNA, 513 nt
Organism: Parathielavia appendiculata
Lineage: Eukaryota; Fungi; Ascomycota; Sordariomycetes; Sordariales; Chaetomiaceae
Product: DUF1772-domain-containing protein
Exons: 2
Coding region: 1-513 (170 amino acids)
Source: RefSeq, a predicted model, not a curated record
AUGGCCACCAAGGAACACAGAUCAGGUCCAUCUGAUGUCCGGCUGCAAGCCACGGCCGUCGUCUCGGGAACCUUUCUUGCUGGUGCCAUGACGGGGCUCUCGCUCAUCGCAAUUCCGGUUCUCGUCGACAUCAACCCCGACCCGGCGCAUUUGGUUCGCCAGUGGGCAAGGCUAUACGGCUAUGGCAUUCAGUACAUACCGGCGGGCGCGAUUGGGACGACGCUUUUCUACGGCCUAGCAGCCACCACCAACGCUCGCUCGGGCCGGCCGUGGCGCAUCUACGUGCUUGCCGCUGCUGCCACUAUGAGCAUUGUGCCCUUCACCUGGAUUGUUAUGGCACCGACGAACAACCUCUUAUUCGGACUCAACAGCAUGGCCGGCGGCGCAAAGGACUUGGCCGAGGUGCAUGGGUUGAUUUGGAAAUGGCGUUGGUUGCACGUAGUUCGCUCGCUGCCGCCGCUGCUGGGAGCUGUGCUGGGACUUACCGGGACGCUGGAGGAGGUUUCUGCGUAG